Molecule: messenger RNA, 3039 nt
Organism: Fundulus heteroclitus (mummichog)
Lineage: Eukaryota; Metazoa; Chordata; Actinopteri; Cyprinodontiformes; Fundulidae
Product: pyrin-like
Exons: 6
Coding region: 1384-2781 (465 amino acids)
Molecular function (GO): protein binding
Source: RefSeq, a predicted model, not a curated record
GAAAGCAAAUUAUUAAUGUAAUCUCAUUCAUUUAAUGAGACGAUACAAUACAAAACUCAGGCUCACAAGAAGAUGCAGGAGCGUUAUUCUUGGCAAGCUUAGAAACUCCCGUUUCUUUUGUUUUUGCCAUUUUUAAAGAAAAAUCACAGGGUGUUUUAAAUUCUCUUCUUACAAACAUUCUGUGUUGGUUAGAGGUGUAGCGAGAUCUUGCACCACAUGACCUCGCGACAGACCAAUUUAAAGCUAUUACAAAUUGUAGCCUCUCACAAAAUGUUGCUUAGUUGCUUCAUUUUGAGUUAGAAAUGGUCAAAUGUAGUCCAGAUUCCUUAAAAAAAUGGUAGGAUUAUAAAUCAGAUGCCAACUUCUGUGUCAUUGUCCAGCCGUUGUGGACAACAUCUAUCCUGCAAUAAAUCAUUUAUGUCUUGUUAUCAUUCUGCUAUCAAUAUUCCAGAUUUCAGGCAACCAAUCAUCUGUUUCGUCACAUCAGGACAACUCAAGAACUACUUAUUUUCUAAUAUCUGAAUUAGAGUCUCAGUUCAGGUCACAGGGUGUCAAGCGUAAAGCUCUCCUAUUAAAGCUUAUACUAAUAGCAUAAACUUAAUUCAUCAGAUGUUACAUGCUGUCAACAACCAAUAUUGUCAUGUUUUAAGAUUUCAAAUAUUAAGUAUUCCAAGCACACCUAACAUUCACUGGCAUGUGGAGUUGGUGGUAGGUCUUCCUAAAUAGUGAGAAUUCUGAGCAACAGUGUAUUUUUUUCUGUUUUUUUUUUUUUUUUUUGUGGGGUAGCUGUUUUCUAGAUAUCAAUAUUCUAACAUGUUGCAACACAUAAAAAGAAACUAAAGAACACAAUGCUCUUCUGAGAGCAGUUACUUUUCUAGUUGUUACUGCCGUCAGUAUCAAUGUUGGUUGGGAAACUCCAGAACUUUCUGUGAUUGUGAUCUUUACCAAGUUUGGCACAAUCUGAAAUUCACACCUGCUUGUUUAAUUCUGAACUUUAGUAAACACAGUAACAUUCCAUAAAACUGCUACACUGCAUCAUGAAUGGUGGCGAAGGACAGACUCCACAGCUUAAAUAUCUAUCAAUUAAACAUCUGUCUUCUGAUGUAACAGUCUAGGAGAUUACAAAAUAUUAACAGCCUUUACCUUCACCACGCUGUCUUUUUUAAACAGGCAUGCUGUCCACCACUGACCUACUCAAUGACCACUUGCUGAGAAGCAUCUCACCAUCUAACCUGCUCCUUCCACAAGACUGAUUUUGCUGAUCCGGCCACUACAGCUUGUGACUUCUGCAGAAGAUAGUAUGCUGCAUUUGUUCAGUUCAGAUUAAAGCCAUGUGUUCUCUUUAAGACAAAAUCGCUGUUUUCAAUCAUUUUGCUGAAAGACAUGGCCCAACAGAUGAAAAGCCCAAAAAGCAAGAAGUAUACUGGGGCAGCCGGGGAAGUUGCUUGUGACGUCUGUACCGAGCCGAGGCUAAGGGCUGAGAAGUCCUGCCUUGUGUGCCUGGUCUCAUAUUGUUCAGCCCACUUGGAGACUCAUUUUACAGCUAAAAGGCUGAGGGGCCACAAGCUGGUGGAACCGGUGAACAACCUGGAUGCAAGAGCCUGCCUGGCCCAUGGACGACCACUCGAGCUGUACAGCAGGAAGCUGCAGAUGUGCAUUUGUGUGCAAUGUAUAGAAGGAGGUUGGGAGGAAGUUGUCUCAACUGAAGAGGAAUGGCAGAAGAAGAAGGCUCAACUUGAGAGCACCAAGAUGGAGUUACAAAAGAGAAUAAUGAUAAGAAAAACAAAGAUGGACGAGGUCAAUAAGGCUCUGAAGAGUUGCAAGGAGCAGCUUAACUGGUGGGAUACUGAGGCUGUGUUCACAGCUGUGAUUGCUAUAGUGGAGGCAGCCAAGGCAGAAGUAGCGAAGCCACUAAAAAUCAGGAGGCACGUACUUGAAAAAGAAGCAAAACACCUCAACGAUCAGUUGGAAGCGGAAAUCAACAGACUUGAGUCAACAGUUGCCGAAAUGGACAACAUUUCAGCCCUUGAAGAUCACAUCUAUUUCUUACAGAAGUACCCUACUUUUUCAGUCCGGGAUGAAAUGAAAAACUGGACUAAUGUGGAUCUCGACACCUCUCUGUCUUUUGGCUUCACGAGAAAAACCACAGCAACUAUGAUUAAAAACAUUGAGCAGGAGCUGGAGAAGCUGGCGGGCAUUGAACUGAAGAAACUCCCGAAGUUCACAGUGGACAUAAAGCUGGAUCCAGACACUGCACACCAACACCUCAUCGUUUCACCUGAUGGGAAGGCAGUACAAGAUGGAGGAGAAAACCAGGAAGUGGCUGAUACUCCUCAGAGGUUUGAUGUGUUUGGCAGCGUCCUUGGACUCAACUCUUUGACGACUGGGAAGUCGUACUGGGAGGUGGAGGUCAACAACAAGACUGGAUGGGACCUAGGAGUAGCCAGAGGCAGCGCCGACCGUAGGGGAAAGCUCUCACUGAACCCAGAUAAUGGUUACUGGGUUCUGGUCCAUUAUGAGGAGGAGAAUUACGCAGCCAUGACAACACCUCCCAUCAGCCUUUCCCUUGAAGAGAAACCCAGGAAGGUUGGGGUGUUUGUGGACUAUGAGGACGGUCUCGUCUCCUUUUAUGACGUGACGAACCUGUCUCACAUCUACUCAUUCACCGAGUGUUCGUUUAGAGAUGAGAUCUAUCCUUACUUCAGCCCGCACUUUAAACAGGAUAAGAUGAACUCUGAGGCUUUGGUGAUUUCUACUGACAGACAUUCAGAAACUGAUUAAGGACGGACAAGUUUUUCUCUUCAGGAUAUUUGGGGGAAAAAUUAAGGACAUCUCCCAAGAUCUUAGAGUUUCAGAGUUUGGUUUGUAUUGUUUUCUUUUUUUAAGGCAACAAACUUUAGUGGAUGUAAAAUCACAUGGGGCCACUAUGUAAUAUGGAUCUGUGGUCUGCCGAUAACUCUCCGGUAUUGUCAAUCCUCUUAAAUCAAUGUGACUUACAGGUUUCACUUUUUAUAGGUUUUUAAUCUUAGUUCAGUUAAC